UCAGUUCUACUUAGGAAUUCAAUACAGCAACACGUACAUUUUCCAAGUCUUGAAUACUACGUACUUUUUCAUAUUAAUACCUUAAAAAAGGGUAAAUAUUUUGACAAAUAUUUUCUAAAAAUGAGUGAAAAGCAGGAGAAGCGGGCCAAACCGAAAGGGAAAAAGCAUGAGGAGCAUCUGCGUCGUCAGCGGAUUUUGUCUCAACUGUCGCGGGCUCCUGGAAAAUGCCCCCUGGGGCGCUGCGAGCAGGUGGUUUUUCCCUCGGGCCUGCUGGUGCACCUGCUCCACAGGCACGGCCACGAGCCGAAUACCACGGUAUGCAUAGUCUACGAUGAUCAGCCACUGCGUCUGAACUUCAAACUGGACGCCCUGGAGCCGGAUGUGCCGCAGUCGCUGGCCAUUUUGCUGUAUGCUGGCACCGAGAAUAAAAGCGAAACUCUUCCCGCUCGCCGUCAUCUGAGCUUCCCCAACAGCGGUCUUCUGAACGACAGGCGUUGCUUUGAGCACCACUUGACCCUGGUGCUGAUGAUCUGCAAGACCGCCUGGUACGCCAUGCUGCCCGACCAGCAGCUGGCCGCCGAGCUGGAGGAGAUCGACAAUCCGGACAACACCAUAUACAUCCUCUGGGUGGCCGCCCCCGUCACCGCCAAUCGUGUGUUCUACACCAUGACCCUCUUCGAUCGCUACUACAUACAAUCGCGCAGCGUCAUUCGAAACACCAGGAACUACAUUGUCUCGCAAAAUCCCAGGGAUUUCCUGGGUCUGGAGUCGGAUUACCUUCUCCUGCGCCAGGAAGAGGCAUUCGAUUUGCUAGGUGGCCCGGAGCACACCAGGCUCGAUGACGACCUGCCGCAGGGCAUUCACUUGGAACUGUUCCUGCAUGAAGAUCUCUCCGCGAAGGCCCCGGAGAGCCGGAUCUCCAAGCAUGUGUUGGACACCUACAAUGGUUCCGGCGCCAAGAUGCCGCGCACCAAGAUGACGCUCGACAGGGAUGCCCAGGGAAAGCUGUCCCUCAACCGGAAGCCCCUCUCGGUGCCCAUGAUAGGAGGACCAAUGGGAACGUUUCCUGAAAUGGUUAACGAUCAUCCCAAGGAGGUCGAGAAGUGUGCGACCAAUCAUCAGGACAAAGAACUGGCCACUAAGGCUUCCAAGGCGAGGACAAAGAAGAGGGGGAAGGCUCGGCCUAAAGAUCUACGAAUUCUCAAAGAGGAACUCAAAAUGAGGCCAGAAGUGACCUCUAGAGAGGGGAAAAGUCGUCAUCUUGAGCAAGAGGAAAGUGACAAGUACCAUGCAAAUCUAGCGGCGAAAUGGUCCAAAUAUGUACUCAUUUCCCAGCUUAGAAAGGCCAAAACAAAGAAGUUGAUGAAAACCAUGGAUAAGUAUAUACGAAUUUGCCAGGAGGCGAACUCCUCUGCAUCCGACCUCGAAGACACUCUCAGAGAACUGGCCAAAAUGAAUCCCGACCAGCAAUUAGCCGUCAAGGGGUCACAGAGAAGUAGAUCCGUUUCGCCGGAGCGACGACGAAGGGCAUCCCACGAAGUGGCACCAGAAGUGCCCACGGGAUCUCGCGUGAAGGCAGGCUCCAGCCAGGGAGUCACCUGGGCUGCCAUAGAAGAGAUCACAGGCAUUCCCAUGAGGGAGCUGCAGCAAACAAUAUUGAACUUGCAAAUUCCGAUCACCAGAGAGGCGAUGGAAACGGUGAAGGAGACGGUGAUUAAGUCGGUGGGGGAGGCGGUCAGGAAGGUGGCCCAGGAGAAGGGGAUCCCUAGGGGAAAUCUGCGCCUGGAAGAGCAGGAGAAACGCAAACCUGAAACGAGAGACAAGGCCAAGACCCAUACGGAAACGGAAGUGACACCAAAAAACCAAGCUAAAAUCCACGGAGUUGAAUGUGUUUCCCUAGUCGACUGCGAUUCAAGCUCCGAAACCUGUGCCCCCUGAUGACCCAUCAUCUGAUUUGCCAAAGGGCGUUUACAAAAAAAAAUCUGAAGUUACUCUCAUGGCCCCAACCAUUUUCGGUUAAUCCUCUCCAAAUUUCAUCCAACGAAGUGUAAUUCUUUCCUCACAAUAAAUGACCCAAAUUCCGGCAGCACA
Molecule: messenger RNA, 2091 nt
Organism: Drosophila biarmipes
Lineage: Eukaryota; Metazoa; Arthropoda; Insecta; Diptera; Drosophilidae
Exons: 1
Coding region: 121-1938 (605 amino acids)
Source: RefSeq, a predicted model, not a curated record